Messenger RNA from Anguilla anguilla (European eel), 3910 nucleotides. RefSeq names its product phosphorylase, glycogen, liver (gene pygl). Gene Ontology annotation, cellular component: cytoplasm. Gene Ontology annotation, molecular function: glycogen phosphorylase activity; pyridoxal phosphate binding. Gene Ontology annotation, biological process: glycogen catabolic process. The coding region runs from base 125 to 2689 and encodes 854 amino acids. The transcript is spliced from 20 exons. The record is from RefSeq and is a predicted model, not a curated record. NCBI's taxonomy places the organism in Eukaryota, Metazoa, Chordata, Actinopteri, Anguilliformes, Anguillidae.
CUGUUUCGGCAGUCACCAAUGGGUGCUGGAGAGGAGGGAACAAGCAGAGCAUUGAAUCUACUACCUGUACAAACUAAUUCAUUUCUCUUUUAGAAAAGAAUAAGGGAAAGUGCAGUUACUUAACAUGGCGACGCCCGUAAGUGACCAAGAGAAGAGAAAGCAGAUAAGCAUCCGGGGAAUAGUUGGGGUCGAAAAUGUAGCUGAGCUCAAAAAAGGAUUUAACCGACAUUUGCACUUCACUCUGGUUAAAGACAGAAAUGUUGCCACGCAGCGAGACUACUAUUUUGCUCUUGCACACACGAUUCGAGAUCACCUGGUUGGGAGAUGGAUCAGAACUCAGCAGUUUUACUAUGAGACCGACCCAAAGCGCGUGUAUUACCUUUCGUUGGAAUUCUACAUGGGCCGGACCCUGCAGAACACCAUGAUCAACCUUGGCCUGCAGAACGCCUGCGAUGAGGCCAUAUACCAGCUGGGCUUGGACAUGGAGGACCUGGAGGAGAUGGAAGAGGAUGCUGGACUGGGUAACGGAGGCUUGGGCAGACUCGCAGCCUGCUUCCUGGAUUCGAUGGCCACCCUUGGCCUCGCAGCGUACGGGUAUGGCAUUCGCUAUGAAUACGGAAUCUUCAACCAGAGGAUCAAAGAUGGUUGGCAGGUGGAGGAGGCUGAUGAUUGGCUGAGGUAUGGUAACCCCUGGGAGAAGGCUCGCCCGGAGUACAUGUUACCCGUGCAUUUCUACGGCAGAGUUGAAGAAACCAAGGAAGGAUCCAAAUGGGUGGACACACAGGUUGUUCUGGCCAUGCCUUACGACACCCCCAUCCCAGGCUACAUGAAUAACACCGUGAACACAAUGAGGCUGUGGUCUGCACGCGCCCCCAAUGACUUCAACCUGCGGGACUUCAAUGUUGGUGACUACAUCCAGGCUGUCCUGGACAGGAAUUUGGCCGAGAACAUCUCUCGAGUGCUCUACCCGAACGAUAAUUUCUUCGAGGGGAAGGAGCUGCGGCUGAAGCAGGAGUACUUCGUGGUGGCCGCCACCCUCCAAGACAUCAUUCGCCGCUUCAAAACCUCCAAGCGGGACCCUCCCUCCUCCCCGAUUUCCUUCAAAACCUUCCCAGACAAGGUGGCCAUCCAGCUGAAUGACACCCAUCCUGCUAUGGCCAUCCCGGAACUCAUGAGGAUCUUUAUGGACAUUGAGAAGCUGGAUUGGGACACGGCCUGGGACCUCACCAAACGCACCUUCGCUUACACCAACCACACGGUGCUGCCUGAGGCCCUGGAGCGCUGGCCGGUCCAGCUGAUGGAGAAGCUGCUGCCGAGACACCUGCAGAUCAUCUACCAGAUCAACCAGCACCACCUUGAUAGGAUUGCUGCUCUGUUUCCUGGAGACAUGGACCGCUUGCGCAGCAUGUCCCUGAUUGAGGAAGAGGGCAUUAAGAGGGUCAACAUGGCCCACCUGUGCAUUGUGGGAUCCCACGCGGUCAACGGAGUCGCUGAGAUUCACUCCAACAUCGUAAAGACCGAUGUAUUCCGGAACUUCAGCGAGAUGGAGCCCAACAAGUUCCAGAAUAAAACCAAUGGAAUCACACCCCGUCGCUGGCUGCUGCUCUGCAAUGCUGGACUCGCUGAGCUCAUUGCAGAGGCUAUCGGGGAAGAGUACGUGAAGGAGCUCAGUCAGUUGCAGAAGCUGAACGACCUUGUUGAUGAUGUCACUUUUAUCCGGGACAUCUCAAAAGUGAAGCAGGAAAACAAGCUGAAGUUUGCUCAGUAUCUUGAGAAGGAGUAUAAAGUGAAGAUCAACCCCUCCUCCAUGUUUGAUGUCCACGUGAAGAGGAUCCACGAGUACAAACGGCAGCUCCUCAACUGCCUGCACAUUAUCACCAUGUACAACCGCAUAAAGAAGGACCCGAAGGCACCUUUCGUACCCCGAACUGUGAUCAUUGGAGGAAAGGCAGCACCCGGGUACCACAUGGCCAAGAUGAUCAUCAGGCUUAUUACCGCUGUGGCUGAUGUGGUGAACAAAGACCCUGUGGUGGGCAGCAAACUGAAGGUCAUCUUCCUGGAGAACUACAGAGUCUCCCUGGCUGAGAAAGUGAUCCCAGCCACCGACCUCUCGGAGCAGAUCUCCACCGCGGGCACUGAGGCCUCGGGCACCGGGAACAUGAAGUUCAUGCUGAACGGCGCCCUCACCAUCGGCACCAUGGACGGCGCCAACGUGGAGAUGGCAGAGGAGGCUGGCGAGGAGAACCUCUUCAUCUUUGGGAUGAGGGUGGAGGACGUGGCCGAGAUGGACAAAAAGGGCUAUGAUGCCAUGAAAUAUUACAAGGAGCUCCCUGAGCUGAAGCAAGCCCUAGAUCAGAUUAAAAGUGGAUUCUACUCCCCAAAAAAUCCAGAUCAGUUCCUGGACAUCACAAACAUGCUCUUCAACCAUGAUAGGUUCAAAGUUUUUGCGGACUACGAAGACUAUGUCCAGUGCCAAGAAAGAGUCAGCAAGCUUUAUGAAAACCCAAAGGAGUGGACCAAGAUGGUGAUCAGGAACAUCGCAGCUUCCGGAAAGUUCUCCAGCGACCGCACGAUCACGGAGUACGCGACCGAGAUCUGGGGCGUGGAGCCCACGAACCUGAAGAUCCCUCCUCCCAACGAGCCCCGGGAGGCCAUCGAGGAGACGGCCCGCGCGGUGAAGAAGAUGUGAAAGCCUGGAAAAUAGGAUCGGCUGCGCUGAAAAUGUCCCCUCUUAAUUAGCAGAGCAGCUAAGUUAGACCGCUGGCUCACGGUUUUAGACCUCCUUGGCAUUCCUAUUUUGAGAGAAAGGGGGGUGAGGUCAGACAAAAAAUGGUGCUGGGUGCUGACUGGAGGCCAAGUCUGGCUUAGUGUGGUCUUUCCCUUCAGUCAGCACUGAUAACAAAAGCUUUGUGUACUGAAUUCGCCUAGAGGUGGAAAAUCCAGGUUCAGAAAGUAAAAAGUCCUCCCCAGUUUUUUUUUUUUUUUUGUUCCAGUCACCUGGAUUUGCCAAUUAGCACAGUUCUUCAGCCAGGAGGUUGAACUAAUAGGUGAAAUCAGAUGGCUGAGUUCAUGGGUGGAGGAAACUCAUGGCAGGACUUUUACUUUCUGACCCCCUGGAUUUUCUACCUCUGAAAUUCACCCCUGAUUUGCACUUUUGUUUCUGCUCUUUCGCCCUGACAGAGUGCCUGUUACACGCUUCCUCGCUGCCUCCCCUCAGCUUGCAAACCUGUCUUUCGCACUUGCAGUCUGCCAGCGGCGUGUUUGCAUGCUGUUCUCUUCAGGUUUACAACCUCAAGAUUUAAGUGCGUAACAGGAAAUGUCACGGGUUUGCUCAAUUUUGGCGGCAAAUCGUCUUUAUAGUGUGUUAGCGCUGUGAGAGCCAACCUUGCCAGUAUAGGGAAGCCCUGCAGUGUAAGCAAAGCUAAACAUUAUUCGCUUGGUUUGUAUUGGCAUUUCUACUGUACCGCAUGACUGUAAAAUGUCUUCACAGGCAUAAAUACUGAGAAAUGUGUCACUGGAGGAAUCCUGGAACGCAACAUUCCAUUUCACAAUUCAAUAUGUCUAGCCGUUUAGCACGGAUGUUCUGUUGAACCAGUCUAAGCCAGUCAGUUGAACAUAUACAUGCUUGUUGAAUACUUUUGUCCAGCUGUGUGUGCUGACAGGAGAAAUUGGCAGGAUGUUAUUUUUAUUGACUGGCCUGCUUUGUAUUAUCUUCAAUAAAUAUUUUCCAUGACUAAGGUUUCAUUUUUAUUUCCAGUGUUUUGCAUGUUGUUGCAACGAUUCAAAAUGGCCUUAAGGAAACCAAUGACAUGACUUGACGUGAUUAUCCACUUUAAGUGGCUUUUUGGGAAAUUGGGUUUUGAGUUUGACCAAUGAUACACUCAAUAAAGAAAACAUGUUACUAAGCAUU